Messenger RNA from Podarcis raffonei (Aeolian wall lizard), 3466 nucleotides. It is a transcript of the gene SPOPL, whose product is annotated as speckle type BTB/POZ protein like. Gene Ontology annotation, molecular function: ubiquitin protein ligase binding. Gene Ontology annotation, cellular component: nucleus; cytoplasm. The coding region runs from base 520 to 1698 and encodes 392 amino acids. Gene Ontology annotation, biological process: proteasome-mediated ubiquitin-dependent protein catabolic process; regulation of proteolysis. The record is from RefSeq and is a predicted model, not a curated record. The transcript is spliced from 11 exons. NCBI's taxonomy places the organism in Eukaryota, Metazoa, Chordata, Lepidosauria, Squamata, Lacertidae.
CGGCGGCAGCAGUAAUAGCAACAAGCAGCUGCCUACGGCCGCCGCCGCCGCCGCCGCCUCUGUGAGGGUUUCUCUCUCUCGCUUGCUCUCUCCCCCCACCCCCGUUUCCCUCCCCCCCUCUUUUUCUUCCCUGUGUACGGGAGCCGAGAGGGGCCCCGCGCCCGUGCGCGAAGGUGGGCCGGCCGGGCUCCUCGCUUUCGCUUCCCCACCUGAGGGGUGGCCGAGGAGGCUUGUGACGGGAGGAGAGAGAGAGGGGGAAAUGCGGCUCCGCCGCCAGCAGCUCUGCCCGGACGCGACGCUUCCGCCACAGCCCCCUCCUCCGCCGUCUCCUCCUCCUGCUCCCUCCUCGCCCUCUUCCCCUCACGCCAUCGUCAGCGGGGGCCACGGACUAGCGGAGCCCCCUCUUCCAGUCCCGUCAGUAUGAGGCCGGCCGAGACCCCCCGCCAGCGCCGAACUCCGGAAGAAUACUGACAAUUGAAUUGCUGCCUUUAUACUGUAAAAAAUUGCAAUAAAGUGGGGAUGUCAAGAGUCUCCACUCCUCCACCACCUGGAGAGAUGUCCAGUGGUCCUAUAGCUGAAAGCUGGUGUUACACACAGGUUAAAGUUGUAAAAUUUUCUUAUAUGUGGACCAUUAAUAACUUCAGCUUCUGCCGAGAAGAAAUGGGGGAAGUUUUAAAGAGUUCUACUUUUUCAUCAGGGCCAAAUGACAAAAUGAAAUGGUGCCUGAGAGUAAACCCCAAAGGACUGGAUGAUGAAAGCAAAGAUUACCUUUCACUGUAUUUACUUCUAGUUAGUUGUCCAAAAAGUGAAGUGAGAGCAAAAUUUAAAUUUUCUCUUUUAAAUGCAAAAAGAGAAGAAACGAAAGCAAUGGAAAGCCAAAGAGCAUAUCGAUUUGUUCAAGGCAAAGAUUGGGGUUUUAAAAAAUUCAUUCGAAGAGACUUCUUACUUGAUGAAGCUAAUGGUCUUUUACCAGAUGAUAAGCUUACGUUAUUUUGUGAGGUGAGUGUGGUCCAAGACUCAGUGAAUAUAUCAGGACAGUCCAGUACAAACACACUAAAGGUACCUGAAUGCCGGCUAGCAGAAGAUCUAGGAAAUCUCUGGGAAACAACAAGAUUUACAGAUUGUAGCUUUUAUGUAGGUGGAGAAGAGUUCAAAGCUCAUAAAUCUGUUCUUGCAGCUCGUUCACCUGUUUUUAAUGCAAUGUUUGAACACGAAAUGGAGGAAAGCAAAAAGAAUCGUGUAGAAAUAAAUGAUGUAGACCCUGACGUUUUUAAAGAGAUGAUGAGGUUCAUUUAUACUGGGAAAGCUCCAAACCUUGACAAAAUGGCCGACAGCUUGUUGGCAGCAGCAGACAAAUAUGCACUGGAACGGCUAAAGAUCAUGUGUGAAGAAGCUCUGUGUAGUAACCUCUCAGUAGAAAAUGUUGCAGACAUCCUCAUCCUCGCAGAUUUGCACAGUGCGGAGCAGUUGAAAGCACAAGCAAUAGAGUUUAUUAACAGGUGCAGUGUUCUUAGGCAACUUGGUUGUAAAGAUGCGAAAAACUGGAACAGCAACCAAGCCACGGACAUCAUGGAAACGGCCGGCUGGAAGUCAAUGAUCCACUCCCACCCCCACUUAGUAGCUGAGGCCUUUCGAGCGUUAGCAUCUGCACAGUGUCCACAGUUUGGCAUUCCACGCAAACGACUAAAACAGUCAUGAAAUCUUCCAUGAACUAUAGAGAAUAUAAGACUCCUCAUCCCUGUCCAGAGGGGUUUCCACAGACCAUCUGCCAGAAUUUGCUACCCCCUGUCCACAGAACAGAAAGCUUUUAAGAGUGGAUAAUAAUAUAUGGUUUAAUAAUCAGCUUUAAUUUAGACUGAUAACUCUCCAGUUCACUGAAAGGCCUUAACGUCAGUUACUCUAGUUCAUUUGUGGUUUUCUUUUUCCUCUUUCUUUUUAAAUUGUGCCUCGUCUUUUUGACUCGGCUAUGUAGGAUUGCACUAGCUCCAUAAUGCAGUAAUGCUGAUAAAUGAAGACCGUUCUUGAAAGGGAUCUUCCUUUUUUAAAAAAAACAAAACAAAACCCAAAAUGAAGAGUAUAAUUUGGUCUUGUGGUAACUGGAAGGUUUCAACUAGCCUCUUAUUAAAAGCGCUUGACUUGAGGGGCAGCAAGCACUCCAGUCAAAGUACUGUAUUUAGGGUGCAUCUGUCUACCUUCAGAGGGUGCUGCCAGGCAUGCUGUGGCAAUAUACUACUCUGAAUAUAAUUUAUUUUUCAUUGGUUCAGGUGAGUGAGAGAAAUAUGCAAUGUCUUGGCCCAGAAAUGUAUUUUGCUAGAAUUUCUAAAUGCUUACUCCGUGAGUGUCUCCAUCAGAUGUUAAAAGAAACACACAGUAACCCUUUUUGGCCUGUGUUCCUUCACGAUUCGUUGCUAUUUUACAUUUACAUUGUACUGAACCAGAGCGAAAGCUAGUAUGGAGAGAGAACAAGUGAUAAAUGCUGGGGAAGAAGUGGUUAUUUCUCACAUGGGAUACAUGGAAGGUCAAGGAUGCAUAAGAAUGACCAAAUGUAAAUUUCAGAAAUGGGCCAAAUUAUGGAUUCUCAGUAUGCACUUUUAAUGUGUAACUUUUGUAUGUUGUGUGGUACAUAUAUAUUUUGGUUUUGAUAAAUAUGGUACAGCAAUUGUGGCCUAACUUUUGAAAUACAUUAAGAUGCCCACAGCCACAUGGGAUUUAGUUUUGUUACUGCAAACAAGGAAAGCAUGACUUUAGAGAUGUUGAUUAAAGUGACUAUCUCAAGUGUUCAUGUUAGAAUCCAUUCUAUUUUCACACUUUGGGCAGGCUUAGCUAUGUUCCUUUGGUGUGUGUAUGCACAAGCCUGUUCACACUAGUGGAAGUUGCACAGACACACACUUAACAGGAAGAAUAGGAGUCUGAAAUGUCAGUAUUUAUAAGCACUGACUUGCUGUUUUUAGCAUUUGCUAUUGUACUAGCAUUGUGGAUGGUAUUGAAAUUCUGCAUAAUGUGAAAAGGAUAUAACAACCUGUAAACUGCUUGUAAAGGGCCAGUUUUUCUAUACAAACCUUUGCUUUAAUGCCACCACUUCCAGUGUUUUUGCUAGCUUUGUUUACAGUUGGGAGGAUUUGUCUGCAGCAGUGCACAUUUGUAAACGCUUCUUGAAUGAUUGACAGUGAAUUUUACUUUAAACCUGGUGAUGUGCUAGAUCUGUUGUGUGGUAAAAGUUGUAUUUAACCAUAGGAAAAGGGAAUUGCUCUGAAUUUUUAACUAAAUAUUUUAAUUGACCCGUUUGAUUCACAUGCUUACUCUAUUAAGGGAUUUUUUACCUCCUCAAAACGUGCCUCCUUUCUGUUUUCAGUGAGGAGCAUUGACAUGUUUAAAGUUCUCGAGCAUGUUUAUUAAUUUGAGUAAACAUUUAUUAAAGAACAGUUGGGGGCAAGCAGAGUGUUCCCAAGCCAGCACAGUGCUAAAA